AAGGGGCGGAGUGGGUUGGGGCGGUAGUUUAAUUACGUCCCGGGGCAUUGCGACGGCUGGGACUCUGGCACUGGGGCGUAUGCUUAAAAAAGGAAAAAAAGGUCACUGCCGUGGAGUGGGGCCGGUGCAGAGCGAGGUGAAUGCGCCGAUUUGAAACCCAAGGACUGUGAGCGUUGCGUCUUCCCAGCCCAGCGCUCCUGCGGCCGGCAGUCGCCUCGGGGGCCCGCGGAGAACAUGGCGGCGCCCGGAGCCCGCGGCUGCAGCCUCUCGGGCCUGCUGCCGGCGCAGACCUCGCUGGAGUACGCCCUGCUCGACGCCGUCACCCAGCAGGAGAAGGACAGCCUGGUCUACCAGUACGUGCAGAAGGUGGACGGCUGGGAGCAGGACUUGUUGGCGCCCGAGUUUCCGGAAGGAUUAGAGUGGCUGAACACAGAAGAGCCUAUUUCCAUUUAUAAGGAUCUAUGUGGAAAAGUCGUCGUCCUUGAUUUCUUCACCUACUGCUGCAUCAACUGUCUUCACCUAUUGCCCGAUCUCCAUGCGUUAGAACACGCAUACUCUGAUAAAGAUGGUCUUCUGAUUGUUGGUGUUCACUCAGCCAAGUUUCCAAAUGAAAAAGUCCUGGACAACAUUAAGAGUGCUGUUCUUCGAUACAAUGUCACCCAUCCUGUGGUUAAUGACGCAGAUGCCAGCCUAUGGCAGGAACUAGAAGUUUCCUGCUGGCCAACUCUGGUCAUACUUGGACCCCGUGGAAACAUGUUAUUUUCUUUGAUUGGCGAGGGACACAAAGAUAAAUUAUUUUUGUAUACUUCAAUAGCUUUAAAGUAUUACCAAGACAGGGGACAGAUCAAAGACAGUAAAAUUGGCAUAAAACUGUAUAAAGAUUCUUUGCCACCUUCACCAUUGCUGUUUCCUGGCAAAAUAACAAUAGACCAUGUUACUAAAAGAUUGGUAAUAGCAGACACUGGACAUCACAGAAUUUUGGUCGUUUGGAAAAAUGGACAAAUUCAAUAUAGCAUUGGAGGACCCAACCCUGGAAGAAAAGAUGGAGUAUUUUCUGAGUCAACUUUUAAUUCUCCACAGGGUGUAGCCAUAAAGAAUAAUAUCAUAUAUGUGGCAGAUACUGAAAACCACCUUAUAAGAAAGAUUGACUUAGAAGCUGAGAAGGUGAGCACUGUGGCUGGCCUUGGAAUUCAAGGUACAGAUACGGAAGGUGGAGCACAAGGAGAUCAACAACCCAUUAGUUCCCCGUGGGAUGUAAUUUUUGGAACAUCAGAUUCAGAGGUCCAAAGAGAUGACAUUCUGUGGAUUGCCAUGGCAGGGACUCAUCAAAUAUGGGCACUCCUGCUGGACUCUGCCAAACUGCCAAAGAAAACUGAGUUAAAAAAAGGAACCUGCCUUCGCUUUGCUGGCAGUGGAAAUGAAGAGAACCGGAACAAUGCCUAUCCGCACAAGGCGGGCUUUGCCCAGCCCUCGGGCCUGUCCCUGGCCUCUGAGGAUCCCUGGAGCUGCCUAUUUGUGGCAGAUAGUGAAAGCAGUACAGUGAGAACAGUCUCGCUAAAAGAUGGAGCCGUGAAGCACCUCGUGGGAGGAGAACGAGAUCCCAUGAAUUUAUUUGCUUUUGGUGAUGUUGAUGGAGUAGGAAUGAGUGCAAAGCUUCAGCACCCCCUCGGAGUAACGUGGGACAAGAAAAGGAAUUCACUGUAUGUGGCGGACUCCUACAAUCACAAGAUUAAAGUUGUGGAUCCAAAAACAAAAAACUGCAUGACAUUAGCGGGAACUGGAGACACAAAUAAUGUUAUUGGUUCCAGUUUUGCUGAGUCAACUUUUAAUGAACCUGGAGGCUUGUGUAUUGCAGAGAAUGGUCAGUUGUUGUAUGUAGCAGACACCAAUAAUCAUCAGAUUAAAGUAAUGGAUUUAGAGACAAAAAUGAUUUCUGUGCUCCCCAUCUUCACAUCUGAAAACGCUGUGGUAGAUGGCCCAUUCCAAGCAGAAAGACAGAGGACAUUACCCAAACUGCCUAAAUCUGCUCCCAACAUUGGGCUUUCCCCCAUGACUGCGUGUCCCGGCCAGACUCUUCGGUUCAAACUGAGAUUAGAGCUCCCGUCGGGAACAAAGCUAACUGAAGGAGUACCCAGCUGCUGGUUUCUAUCAGCUGACGGCAAUGAAUGGCUUCUUCAAGGGCAGAUACCAUCUGGAGACAUAGAGAACAUUUCUAAUCAGCCGACGAUUUCACUUCAGAUUCCUGGUGAUUGCUUGUCCCUUGAAGCCAUUGUGUCUAUCAGUGUGUUUCUUUACUACUGUAGUGCAGAUAGCAGUGCCUGCAUGAUGAAGGCAAUUUUGUUCAGCCAGCCUUUGCAGAUAACUGCCACACAGCAAGGUCACGUGGCGCCGGUAGAGCUCAGGUAUGUGUUCUAGCAGGCUGGCUAGCAACCCAUCACCACAGCCCCACCCUCAUCCUCACCAUCAUUGUAACUUCAGAAGAAACUAUUCCUGACUCUGGGUACCAAGACACCAUUACACAGUUCAGGCAACUGAUGUUAAAAUAAAGCUAUGCUCCUUACUUGCUUUUGUAUUAUAGACAAAUGCCUUUGUUCUGGCUACAUUCUAGCCAAGUCACCGAUCAUUUGAACCAUGUCAUUGCAUUCUAUACUGUCAUUUGGCACAAGACUGAAGUCCACACUGUAGGAGACAAUACUAUCAUCAGAUAAUUGGCAGUGAAUACUACUACUAAUAAUAAUACCAGAUAUUUUAACUAACUUUUUCUACCUUUAACAUUAGUCAGCACACUUGAAUGUGUCAAUUUCACAAUACUUUAGACAGAACUUAAGCUCCAGUUCACGGUUAUAUAAGGACACCUGCCAUUCUGUUGUAAGCCCAAAAAAAGGCUUUUCACCACAGUAGAAGCUCAAAGAGUACGUGUGUGGUAAAUAUGAUCUUUAUUCUCUUCUAUGAUUUUCUCCAUUAAGAUAUGUUAAAGAGAGUUUUUAUCUAUUUUUAUCAUAAAUUAUUUGUUUUAACAUAUUGUGAUUAAUGCCUUAUAACUUUUAUAAACUCAUUACUUUAAGUUUGUUUUUGAAUGAACACAUGCUUACCAGAUAAUGAAUGAGUCCUCAGAAAUAUUAGGACUUUCAAGGAAAAACGGACUUAGGGACACAUUACUGUCUGUGAUAAAGAAUCUAUUGUGACAGCUGAAUCUGAUGUAAAUGGGUUAUGUAUGUUGUUUUGGAAAUUUAGGUUUCACUUGUAAGCAUCAAAUGCAGAUUUAUUGGGUUUGAGUUUGGGUUAGCGUUUUUUUGUUUUUAUGUUGUUGUUUGGUUCCAUAUUCAGAAUUUAAAUUAUUAUCAUGUAUUGUGAUGUUUUACAAUUCACUUUUGAGCCUUCAAAGUGAAAUUUGCAAGGUGAAGUACUUUCAUGCUGUUAAUAGAUAUAGUAUAUACUAAUAUAUUACCUCCUAAAAUAUUAAGGCUGAAACAGUGAUUUGAUGGUACUGUUUUUUGAUUUUGGGGUUUUUUAACCCCAAGAGACGAUAAGUGGAAAGUUUUUUUAUUAUCAAAAUUUAUCUUUAUAACUCUUUAAAAGCCUAAUUCUGUUUUUCCUAAAACUGAUUCAAUAUAUUUGUGAUUUAAUUAGCUUAUAAUAUUUUUAAAAGAGCAGAUGAACCAUGUUUAUUUAUUCAGUAAAUCUUUAUAGACAAUAUGGCAUAAUAUGCUUUCCUCUCCCUCAGAAUCAAUGCUAAAUUUAAAGUAUCUGCCCAUUUCUUUACUUUUUUUUGAAAUAUAGUUUUGAAACAUAGUUUGUUCUAUUCAUGAUAUUAACUAAACCUCUGAAGUAAGACAAUGUUAGAAAUCAUGACUUUAAUUAGUAACCUGCUAAAAGCUGUUUUUUAAGAGAAGUAUAAAUGUAAAAUUAAAAGGAAUCCUGUUUGAAAUUAUAUAUAAUUACCUCAUAGCCUUUUCAUAGCCAUAAGGAUAUAUGACAUUUAUAUUCUCUUUUUAUAGAGAACAGGCUUUAGUUAUUUUUUAAUCUCAUUUUACUUACUGUAUUUCUCAUUUCUUAGUCGGAGAGGAUGAGAAUACUUUGGCUCAAAAAUUUUCUAUUUAAGGACAUAAGCAGUUUCACUCUCCAAAAGAGGUAUAUAUAGUUUUAGCUUGCUAAUUUAGAAAUACCUGGUAACUUAAUUUGCAGGGUAACAAAUACACAAACACACACUCAGUAUACAUUAUAUAUUUUCAUGUAAAUUGAAAAUGCAAAAAUAUUUUUUAGAAUCCAUUAAUUCUUUUUUGUCUGGACAGAAUUUUAGGUUAAUCUUAAGUUUAUCCUUUUCUUAACUUUCAAAGUGUAGUUUUUUUGAACAUUCUUAUCCUUACUAUCAGUCUACCUUGGUUUUUACAUUAUAAAUAUUACUUACAGUGAAUUAGUGUGAUUUUAAGUAAAUUAUACUUAAGCAAUAUAAAUAGGAUCGUGGGAUUUCUGGCUAACUGAAACCUUACAGAAGAAGAAGCACUAGGAAGUUUUACCUUUUCGGUCCAUGUCUGCCUUCUUUUUCCUAUAAGGAUUUCUGCGUAUUUUUAACUUGUCCCUUUUUUUGUCACAUAAAUUAUUAAGUCUGGUCAUAGUUUAACAAGUGAUAUUUGUGGCGUCACACACACUUUGUCACAGUACCUGGGCUCCGUGCCCGGCCGUGUUCUGCUGGUUUCUCCCUGUUCUGUCUUCUCCUCUUGGUGAGACCAUUUCAGAAAUGAGAGAAUUUUUUUCUGAAUUCAUGCUGAAGAUUGAUAAUACCUAUAAAGAAUUUUGUCUAACUUGAAUAUUCUUUUCACAAAUAUUUAACUUGUUUAUAUAAGGCAAAAUCUUACAAUUGAAUCACUCAUACGUCUUAACUUUGGCAGAGAAAACAAUUUUCUCCUUUAACUGUUCUGAUAGGAUUACUGUUAUUAAUAUUACAUUACCAUGCCUUCAAAAAGCUAUAAAUCUUAACACAGCCAAAAAAAGUUUAAUUCUUAUGCAAGAGUAGUAUGUGUGUCUGUGUUUAUACAUGUUCGUAUAUCCAUACACACAUACAAAGAGCAAUUCAAGAAUGGCCAGUAUACUUCAGAACUAAUACCACUGAGAUAAGUUAUUCUUUGUUUGUUUUACGGUAGUUGGGAAAUUUGGGAAGAUAUUAAAAAUACAUAUCUCUAUAAUACAAUAAUUUUCUUUUCUACCUUCACAAAAUUCACUGUUAAUUGAUAUCUGCCAAUUAAAAAGACUUGAGUCCAGCCAUUAAUGUGUGUUCAGCAUCAUGUUUAAGAACAAUCUUGAAAACCUAACUAAAUUCUGUAGUUCACAAUUUCAUAAAAAUAUAUGCAAAGGGGAACACAUCAGUAAUGGUUCUCCUGAAUCAUGGAAUUGUGGAUAUUUUAGUUUUAACUUUCUUUAUUUAUUUUAGUGAACAACGUGUUAUUUUGAAAAUCAGAAAAAAAGCUAAAGUUGUUUAAAGAUUUAAAGUUAACUGAAUUAUAAGCACUUACAUAGUAACUUUUUUAAAGUCAAUUUUAUUACCAAAGAUCAGAACACAGCGAGGAGUCCUUUGAUCUACCAGGGUUCUUAAGUGUGGGAUUUCGUGAAGAUAGAAAUGAUUAUGGCUUUUUCUUCUUGUGUUUAUCUUGUGUAACAUAGUGUAGUGGUUAUGAGAAGGUACUUUUUGGUAACUUCCAUCUCAUUCUACAAAAUGGGGCUAAUUUACUUGUUUCAUAGGAUUUCUGUUAAGUUCAAUGAAAUAUUGUUCAUAACGUUCAUUAGUACUUAAUGAAACUGGUAAUUAUUGACUUAGUUAUCUAAUGAUAAUUAUGCCCAUAGACACACAUGACACACAUGAGAUGACAUUUUCUUUGUAACUGUAAUUUCUAAAGGAAAAUAUUUCUCCUCACAACUAUUUGUUAAUACUCUCCGUAGCAUUAGGGUUCAAGAAGAGAAACAGCUUUAUAAUGAAGCAUAUUACUAUUUUAUAAACAAUAUUGCAGUUAUAAAAAGCGUAGUAUAGUUUCAUUAAAAUUUUAAAAAGACCUUUUGGAACUGGAAGUAAUAAACUUGCUUUGAAAGGGUCCAGACACACGCAGCCUGAACCACAUUCCUACAUGUGCCCAGCAACUGGCACAGAAUACUUAUAUCUUAACCAAAAAGUUUUCAUUCUGGUGGUGCUUUACAAAGUCUUCAAAGUGCUUUCAUGUACACUGCCUCACUUGAGCUUCAAAGUAACUUUAUAAACAAAACAGGUAGUUGUUAUGUCCAUUUUAGAGAUGAGGAGACAGCUUUGGAAUAUUGGUGACCCCUGAAGAUGCGGAAAGCUCCCAGAAUAACGUCCAGUGCCUGGUGCCAGCAAAUGCUCAAUUCUGCCAAGUGAAUCAAGGGCAAAGAGUGGAUCUUUAAUUCAGGCACAGAUCUCCUGAUGCCUAACGCUACUCCAAGAUAUAGGAGAGGGGGCACAAAUUGCUAAAUUAAGAGUACUUACUUAUUUUAUGCUUUCAAGUCAAGUAAUUAAGAAUCAUAGCUAAAUGUUUUGAGUUCUUAGUAUUUGCCUGCACUGUUCUAAGUGCUUUCCAUGUAUUAGCUGAUUUAAUCUCCACAGUAACCUUAUGAGAGAGAUUACUUUUCCUUAUUUGACUGAUGAGGAAACCAAGACACGGGUUAAGCAGUUAUACCAAUAUAGUCAAGAGUGCUUCUUGAGAAGCAACAGAGCCUGGGUGGGAGUCUGCUCAACUCCUGCUGCCUCUCAAAAUGUACUCUCAAAGUACAUUUUUUAUAAACAUAAGUAUUUCAUAACUUUACAUAGAAACUUAAUCCACAGGCCCCAUAAAGUGCUAGCAAUGAUUGUUUUUGAUAUUUAAAUAAAUCCAUUUAAUUAGAUGAUUUUAAUUGUUGUUUCUCAAAAGAUUUUAUGUACCACUCUUUCUUGAUUUCAGCUAUUAUAAAGAGUUUUUCUUGGCAGAUGGAUGUAUUAAAGAAAUAGCUCUCCAGGGUAAGUUCCGACAGUGCUUUGGUUUUCAAAAGAUAAUGAAGACCUUGUCAUAAAGAGUAACUGAAAUUUUAGCACAGGCCUGUCUCAGACCCUAAGACUCUUACUCGUAUUUAACAAAAUUUUGUUUAUCAGCCAAAAUGAGCUCUAGCAAUAUAGUCUUCUACUUUCUUGUUUCCUAAAUAAAAAUGGUUUAUAGAUCUCACCUAAAUAACUCAAAUAUGCAAUUCUGUUACAGUAAAGUACCAUGGUCCACCCAUUAUUCCAGCAGUAGGUAUUACACAUGUUAAAACGAAUACAGCAAAAUGUGCACACGGAUGAUUGCGAUUCAUGAUCACCCAGGUGCAGAAUGCAAACAUCUUUUCAUUGUUAAAUAGUUUGUAAAUUAAAUCACUUUAUGCUGCGGUAAGUAAUUUGUUGAUUUUUGUCAUAAAAUAUCCUUCCUGAAGUCCAUAAGGAAAUGUGUAUCAACUUAAGAAAGUGAAAGUAGAGUCAUACUAAGUGAAAUUCACUGUUAAUCACCAAAACUGCCUUUUCUUCCUCCUGUGGCACACAGCUUAUCUAAAUGAAGAGUUACCAUUAACCCUAAGUCACUAUUUUGUCCUUAAUAGUUAAGACACUUCUUUUACUUCUUUGCGUUAGGGUAAUAGAAAGGAUAAUAUUAAAAAUUAGAGGCUUGACCAAUCCGCCUGUAUGUAUUCCAUCACUAACAGGCCUUAACCCUUUCACGCAGUAGGGCUGCAGGUUAGACUGGCUGUCUCUGGCUUUCAGAUGGCUGAUCUGAUCCCAUGAGCCUGGAUAAAGUGGAAUAGGAGGCAGCCCCCCUCAGCUUUUCUGACUGGACCCCUUUCAUUUCUUAGUGUGCUGGUUUAGUUUAAUUAUUUUCAAAGGUUGGAAAUGGAAAGUGAAAACCUCAGGUGCUUGUUGUGGAAUGUGCACCUGAUUAUAGUUAUUCAUUGUUUGGUGUGUCUCUCCACUGGCCUGUCCCUCCUAAGUGUACCAAAGGGCAUUGUGUUCUGUUGAAAGCCACAGGACCAAAAGCAAAGUAUCACAAGCAUUUUCAAAUAUACUUCCCAUGCCCCAUGAUUAUAUCAAUGUACACAGCUAUGAUUUAAUAAAAAAAAAAAAAAAAAAUACAUACUUCCCUACCUGCACGAAGGCACUAAGCAAGUACAAAUGAGCUCUAACUAAAUAACCUUAUCCCAAAAAGCGUUGUAACUGUCAGGGCAUGGUGUGAAUUCCUUUCCCUUUAAGCAGCAGCUUAAGGGCCUGUUGGGUCUAAGCAAUGCAGAAUUAAGCAAAAUUGUCAGAUAUUUUUUAAUGUUGAAAAGUUAAAAUUGUGAAUAAUAUGGACAAACAUAAUCUACCACCUUUUGUUUUUUAAAUUACACAUUUCCGUUUGAAAGGUGAAAAGAAACUGCAAAAACUGAUGCUAAGAAGUAGAGAAGAAAGUCAGCUCUCAGAUUAAAAUAUGCACAGUACUUACAUAGGAAUAAUUAUCUAGUGUGUGCUAAGCUUAUGAGAAAAAUAUAUUGACAUAAAUAGGAAAAAACAUUACUUGAUAAAUUAUGCUAAUGAAGGGUAAAAAUAGACGUGUUCCUUUCUGAAAAUUUAGAAGGACUCUGCCUUGCAACUGUUUCCUGUUUUUAAUAUUUGUAGUCAUUAUUCUUAGUCCCACCAGAACCACAUUCAUUGUUGGAGUGUGUAUAGAACGGCUGCCUUUGUCUUUCUUACACUUUGCAACACCUAGCAAGUUUUCAUCUAUCGAGUUGAAAUGUGUUGUUCAUGCACGCCUUGAUAUCGUCAUCAGUAUAUGCCUUCAAAAAAUAAAUUACCCCUUCUCUACACCUUAGGCUUCCCUCUCAGUAACAACAGGAGUAGUUUCUACUAACGUUUCAGUGAGGAACUAUGGUUACACAAAUAAUAGAUACACAGAAAAAUUAGUUAUGGUGGGAUUUUAUCCUAGAAUUUUAAAAUUUCAGAGGAAGGGAAUAACACCUAUGUGAAUUUCAACCGAUUUGUCUCCACUCGGAGGUAUACCUUUCUAACUGUAUUUUACAUAGGCUAAUAUUUGUUAAAAGUUGGAAUUCUCACUUUUGCACUGAGAGCCAGUUUAAAAAUGUAAUUGCUGUCAUUUCUUUACAUGUGCGUUAUGAACAAAUCAACGUUUGCCGUGUGAUUGGGAUCUAUAUCAUUCAUCACUGUUUCAAAUUGUAACAUUUCAUAAGUUGGUCAAAUUUUAGACACUCAGACACUUUCCUAUCUUUUGUAUGGAUAAAGUCUUCAGUUUUAUUUCUGAGAUUAGAGCUAGUCCGGUGUGCUGACUUCAUGUCUGUUGUUCCAAAGAUUUGAUUAUAUUUGCUUUUUUCUCUAUGGUUAAAAAUACAGUGAAAAUUCAAGUUCAUUCAUUGGUUUUUCUAGACAUGGUUUGGUUCUCAAAGAAUUCACUAGGUGUGCAUUUCUUAAGUAUUUCGUGUAGACAAAUUAAUAUAUUUUUAUACAACGUAUGCCUUCAUUUGUUUUGAGACUGUAUUCUUCAAUGACUUUUUUAAGUGGGUUGUUAACCGUAGACUGUAAUAAGAAUGCAGUGGCCUUUACUAACUCAAAGAAGUGUAAUACGAAUCAUCUUGGCAAGUGAGAGUGUGCUUAUCAUGCUGCACACGGAGGGUUAAUGCCUCUUUCCUAAAGCUUUGUACAUUUUUUUCAUGAAAUAGAUUAAAUAUUUUCUCUCUAAUGCCAUUGUCUGUUCUUAAUAUGCUUUCUGUUUUAAUUAUAUCAUGAGAUAAUUUUAUUACUCAGAAACCUGUGCACUAUGAUUUAUUUGCGAUUUGGGGGAAAUGAGAAAUAUAAUAUUUACUUUAAAAUUUUGUAAGCAAAUACCUCAAAAUCAAAUAAUGUAAUCUUAAUUCCUAUAUAGAGUUUUAGAAAAUGUAUUCAGUAAGUGGUAUUGGGAACAUUUAAAAAGAACAACAAAAAUUAGAUCUCUACCUUGACACUACACAGGCCAAAUUUGAAUUAAUGACUCGUUAUAAAAAUAAAGUCACAAAUGUUCCAGACGAAGAUACGGAAAAUAUCUAUAGUUCUGGGGGUGAGGAUGGCAUUCCUAAAAAUGACCUAAACCCAAAGCAGUGAUUAUAAAGAUUGAUGUGUAUGACUACAUAAAAAGUUUAAGCAUCUGUAUAAUAAAAGAGAAGAGUUGUAAGGAUUUAUGAAACUAAAAAUAUUUUCAAAACGUAAAAUGGAUAUGGGAUUAAUGAGUAUCGUAUGUGAAGAGCUCCUAUAAACUUAGUAAGAGGAUGAUAUCCUGGUUGGAAAAUUGGCAAAGAAUAUGAGAAUGUAAUUCAGGGAAGAGAUAACGUGAAGAUCUUAUACAACAAAUCAAGAUGCUUCAAGUCAGUUUUUCGAUCAUUAAUUUUUAAUGAAACUAAAAUGAAAAAUUUUUCACAUUAAUGAGUGGUGUAUUUCCUUUUGCUGUGCAUCACAACACGUGAAGUUGACUUGUAAUUGACUUUUAAUUUAUCUUUUUUAGUUUGAAAACAUCUUCAUAACCUUUAAACAAUGCUUAUAUUUUCUGUCGUGAGAUACAUACACAUUAUAUAUGCUAAACGUGUAUAGUUUAUACAUAGCUUUUAUGUAUAAUUUGUGAGUUUGGGGUUUCCCUGUGUGACCCCAAAGUUACAAUUCUAGUCAAUCUUAGGGUACAAUUUUAGUAAGUGGUAACCUUUAAUCAAACUUUGGGAAUUCUGAUUAAAAACAUGUUAAGCAUGUUGCUAAUUAUCAUUGUAUAAUGUGUCUGCUGUUAUUAAUACUUCCCGUUAUUGAAAAAGUCACUCAAUUUCCAUUCAAAGAGUGAGAGAGGGCCCUAAGCAGGGCUAAGUUCUAUAAUCUUACCAACACCUGAGAAGAAUUCGUUUUCCCUAAUAUGUUUAAGAUUUUAAUUUGAGGGCGGCGCCUGUGGCUCAGUUGGUGAGGCACCGGCCGCAUAUACCGAGGGUGGCAGGUUCAAACCCGGCCCCGGUCAAACUGCAACAAAAAAAUAGCCGGGCGUUGUGGCGGGCGCCUGUAUUCCCAGCUACUCGGGAGGCUGAGGCAGGAGAAUCGCUUAAGCCCAGGAGUUGGAGGUUGCUGUGAGCUGUGUGAGGCCACGGCACUCUACGGAGGGCCAUAAAGUGAGACUCUGUCUCUACAAAAAAAAAAAAAAAAGUUAAAAA
Molecule: messenger RNA, 11205 nt
Organism: Nycticebus coucang (slow loris)
Lineage: Eukaryota; Metazoa; Chordata; Mammalia; Primates; Lorisidae
Gene: NHLRC2
Product: NHL repeat containing 2
Exons: 11
Coding region: 235-2415 (726 amino acids)
Molecular function (GO): protein binding
Source: RefSeq, a predicted model, not a curated record